Molecule: messenger RNA, 876 nt
Organism: Solanum tuberosum (potato)
Lineage: Eukaryota; Viridiplantae; Streptophyta; Magnoliopsida; Solanales; Solanaceae
Product: probable pectinesterase/pectinesterase inhibitor 46
Exons: 2
Coding region: 1-876 (291 amino acids)
Biological process (GO): cell wall modification
Molecular function (GO): pectinesterase activity
Source: RefSeq, a predicted model, not a curated record
AUGGCAGCUGGAUUUGUGAGUCCGAAUAAUAGUAUUGCACAAUAUUUUAUUCAAAUCCGACAAGGAAUCUACGAAGAAUAUGUCCAAAUUGACUCAUGGAAAAUGAACAUUGUUUUCAUCGGAGAAGGAAUGGACAAAACAAUAAUAUCAGGAAAUAAGAGUUAUGGAGGUGGAAUAGGGACGUACGACACUGCUACUGUGGGGGUGGAUGGAAAAGGCUUCAUGACACAAGAUAUUGCUUUUCGGAACACAGCUGGAGCUGCUAACUUUCAAGCGGUAGCUUUAAGGGCAUCUGCCGAGUUCACUGCCUUCUAUAGGUGUCAAUUUGAUGGUUUUCAAGACACCAUAUAUACACACUAUGGCAAACAGUUCUACAGAGAAUGUAUAAUUUUGGGCACCAUCGACUUCAUUUGUGGUGAUGCAACUGCGAUAUUUCAAAGUUGUUUAAUUGAAGUACGUAAGCCACUGAAAGGUCAAUACAUCGCCAUCACAGCACAACAAAGAAGUGACAAUGGAGCAACCGGACUCGUAUUGCAAAAUUGCACAUUGAGAUUAGCAACUCCAGAUGCGGGGGACAAUGUAGCUAUGUACUUAGGUUGGCCAUGGGGAAAUUUUUCACGUACCGUAAUUAUGCAAAGUUACAUAGAUAUGUUGAUAAAUCCAAGAGGGUGGAUAGAAUUUGAAGGAAAGUCCAUAGUCCAGCCAUACUAUUUGGAAUAUCAGAAUAAAGGAGUUGUUGCAGAUACAAAGAGGCGUGUAAAGUGGGCAUCAACUACUAAUGAUCCUCGAAUCGUAUCAAAUUUCACAGUCAGAAAUUUCAUAAACGGUGACAAAUGGAUUCCCUCCACAAUCCCUCAUCACUUAGAUCUCCUGUAG